AUGACAUCAAAGUCAACUCCAGAAGCAGAGAAGCCCGAAAAGCACUCUCACUCUGUAUUUGAAGCUGUCUUGGAAAGGGUUGAAACUGUCUUUGGGCAUGGCAAUCACAAUCAGUUUACUGCCAAACAACUACAACGCAACGCGAAAAAGUGCCAAAAGGAUGAAGUCUUGGAACGAGCCAAAGUAAAGAAGGCUCUUCAACAGCAGAAUACCGAAGGUGCCAAAAUAUAUGCUGCAAAUGCUAUAAGGAAGAAGAAUGAAGCAUUGAACUUUUUGCGGCUAUCUUCGAGAAUUGAUGCUGUGGCGUCUCGUGUACAGACUGCUGUGACUAUGAGGGCUGUUACUCAGAGUAUGGCUGGUGUAGUCAAGGGUAUGGACAAGGCUAUGGAGGCUAUGAAUCUUGAACAGAUUUCUCAAGUGAUGGACAAAUUUGAAAAGCAAUUUGAAGAUCUGGAUGUACAAACAGGAUAUAUGGAAAACUCCAUGGGUCAAACCACUGCACAAACAACACCACAAGAUCAAAUCGAAGACCUCAUUCAACAAGUUGCAGACGAAAAUGGUCUUGAAUUACAAAUGGCCAUGCCCGGUGCCGCAACGAAAACACUGGGUACAGCUACAGUCGAAAAGGAGCAUGAUGAAUUAAGUGAACGACUUGCAAAGUUGAGGAAUGGUUGA
This is a messenger RNA of Synchytrium microbalum, 675 nucleotides long. RefSeq lists its product as uncharacterized. Bases 1 to 675 code for a protein of 224 amino acids. The transcript is spliced from 3 exons. The record is from RefSeq and is a predicted model, not a curated record. Gene Ontology annotation, biological process: endosome transport via multivesicular body sorting pathway; late endosome to vacuole transport; protein transport. Gene Ontology annotation, cellular component: ESCRT III complex; multivesicular body. NCBI's taxonomy places the organism in Eukaryota, Fungi, Chytridiomycota, Chytridiomycetes, Synchytriales, Synchytriaceae.